AUGGCGAGAGCUAGGACGGCUGUCAAGUCUCGCACAACGCCAGAUACGGAUGCGAUAUCAUUCCCCGUCUUGGCCUACACCGAUGCACUACCACGAGACGACCUUCGCGAUAUCAAGAGGGCCCCCGCCCAAGUAUCAGAACAUGGAAAAGUAGCAAAAUAUGAGUUCCCUCGACCUAGGAAUGCAGAUGGACAUGAGAGCAGAAAACCACCCCCGGGUGUAGCUAUGGCGUCAUCAUUCGACUUUCGAGUAACAGCACCACCAGACGAGGUCUUUCCCUCGAGUGCAGGUGCCAAUGGCAGUCCCGGAGGUAUACCCAGGAUAGGCGUUGCUCUCGGAAGUCCCAGCAUGCUCGACUCUCGAGACAAUCUACCGCCACCGCGAUUCAAUACGGAAAUCUUUUCACAAGACCAAGUCGAUCAGCCACCGUUGCCACGCAAAUCGAGCAAGUGGAAGAAGAUUGGCGGACUGUUCAAAGCCAAGAAUGCGCUGGCAAUGCCCAUGGACGAGCCCAAGGUCCCCCCGAAACAACAUGCCCCCAAGCACAAGGGUGAACAAGGCAACAAGCCAACACGACGAGGUUCAACCGAAGAAUGGCCGAAGAUCGAAGUCGAUUCCACCGCUGCCCCAGCUGGACACAACACCAGUCCGCAGAGAAGUCGCAAAUUUUCACUUUCCGGAAAGAAGUCUAACAAGCCUCAACCCCCGGAGAAAGGCGAGAAGAGCCGUCUGCUCGAGAUUGAUAUUCCAGACGUACAAAUGGAGCGCUAUAGUGUCAUGUUCAGCCAAGUAAUGAACAAAAACCAGAGACCCUCUCUGCUGGCCAGGAGGAGCAAGACUCUGGACAAUUUGCGCGUGCCAAAUAAUCAGGACUUUCUCGCUGCAAAACUACCUCCGGUUCCUCAACGCCGUGCAACCUCGCCGGCACGAUCUAGUUUUACUUUAUUCCCGACAUCACAGCCUUCGAAAGCCGCACAGGUUCUCGGCACGCAGAACUUCUCCCGUGGUCCGAGUCCGCUGCUGAGGUCGAAUACUCUGCCCAUUGAGAGUCCAUCUAAGGCAUCUAUGGAGCAAUCACGGCCGACGGCAAAUGUUAAUGCGGCUUCACCAUUCGAAUCACCGGUUGUUCCCAAUGUGUUUGCCUCACAUUGCAGUACGCCACGAUCGUCCCUCGAUAAACCACUCCCUUCCAUCAAACCCGAGCUACAGGCAUCACAAUCGCGUCCACGGGCGGCAUCAAAACUGGCGGUUGCUCAAACAGCGAAGGAAACCAAGGAAACUAAAGCAAAAGAGGAAGUAGAGCCUGCACCUCUGUUUUCCAAGCCACCAGUGCUCACUCCAACCGUGCAGGUUUCCGAGUCACCGCGAAGUUCUCCAAGCUCCCGAAAGGAAGCGAAACCAUCUGUUCCACCGGUCAGCACUCGGCGACGAUCGUCCAGCCUAGCGAUUCCUCGAACGCGUGCGGAGCCUCAGGCGGAUCAGAACCAGACAAAGCCAACCCCUGUACUGCAAAAGCGGCCGUCACAACUACCAAUCUUGCAAGCUCCAAAGCCGGUUCAUCAAGAGCGAAAGUCUUCUCUGCAGGCGCCUAGAGUGCAUACCCGCCCACCUAUCCAAGCGCCUGUUAAGCCGCAAGCUGCCCUGCAGCCUAUCCAGCAGAAAGAACGAACGCAUCCUCAAGACGUGAGCCAGAGACCACAACAGCCAGAUGCCCGUCCUCCUCGACCGAAUCUACGGAUUCAAACCAAGCAACAAAGCCAGCCACGGCCCCCAGCCAAAUCAGGAUCAUCAUCCUCCACACUCCUUUCCAGCACACCACCAACCAGCACACUCCCUACCCCAAGCCUAUCAAAGGACAACCUCCACCGAACACCAUCACCCAUCAUCCGAUCUCUAAGCCCGCAACCAGGCAUCUCCCCCGGUGGAUCCUCACCACGAAUGCCAUUCGUCUCCGAGCCCGAGGAAAUCGAAAUGGAACUCGACAUGCCACAAGAACCCGCCGAACCAGUGAGCAAAAUCCCCACCAUCGAAGUCUCAAUAGCACGCUCGAUAUCCGUGUCACGGGGCAAGCGACAAAUGCUCGUUCCCAUCGCUGCGCGCGUUGAUCAUCUCCAUUCGAAUGAGCGGUUUAUUGAGCGGAGGCCGAUGACGCCGCGGAUUACGGAUGUUAGUUAUGGGCAUAAACAUGCUGUGUCGCAGGAGUUGCAGAUCGAGUCUCUUUGA
Messenger RNA from Penicillium cataractarum, 2223 nucleotides. RefSeq lists its product as uncharacterized. The record is from RefSeq and is a predicted model, not a curated record. The transcript has 2 exons. Lineage: Eukaryota; Fungi; Ascomycota; Eurotiomycetes; Eurotiales; Aspergillaceae. Bases 1 to 2223 code for a protein of 740 amino acids.